Molecule: messenger RNA, 2780 nt
Organism: Corticium candelabrum
Lineage: Eukaryota; Metazoa; Porifera; Homoscleromorpha; Homosclerophorida; Plakinidae
Exons: 12
Coding region: 103-2568 (821 amino acids)
Biological process (GO): protein polyubiquitination; positive regulation of canonical Wnt signaling pathway
Cellular component (GO): cytoplasm; nucleus
Molecular function (GO): RNA binding; ubiquitin-ubiquitin ligase activity; protein binding
Source: RefSeq, a predicted model, not a curated record
UCAUUAUCCAGAUUUCCUCUUUCAUCACCUACCCGUCACCUCUUGUCAUCAUCUCCAUGCAGUCUACCAACCCUCUCCCAUAACUCACGACUCUUCAUUACAAUGGGCUCCCCUUUAUCCCUCAAAGCGGUUCUCCAGUGGGCGUGUCGUGAUGCGACAGUAGCAACACGUUAUGAGCGCAUAUUUCACGUUGAAGGCGUCCAGGACAUUGAGGACUUGUCUGAGUUGACUGCGGAGGAUAUGAAGGAAAUGGGAGUUAAGGAGACGCAUGCGAGGAAGUUGGAGAGAAAAUGCAAGAAAAUGAAGAUGAAAAUUGCCGUCGGCACUAGACAGAAUGUGGUGGGAAUAAUACAGGUACCUGGUGGUAUGAAACUGCUUGAUGUUCGCAAAGUUAUAGCCAGAGAUCGCCUACCACAAGUUCCGUCGUCAUUCCAUUUUAGAAUAGAUGAAUCUGCUGUUAUUACAGAAGCUCAAGAAGCUACUUGGGAAGCUGAAGUGUUUGCAGACGAGUCAGGAAAUUCACUCUGCAUUUUAAUGCCACAGCAGAUGUCUAAUAAAAGCGUGUCAGUUAGCUCAGCAUCGAACGGAAGAAGCGUUAGCACUACAAGCUCAACUAAAUCAGUUCAAAGACCAAAUCCUAACAAAACUUUUGAUAGACUCACGACGCAGCAACGUCAAAUACAAAAUUCUGGUCUAGUUCACCCAGCAAGUCAACCAUAUGGCCAUAAAUCGUUGACUUCAGUGACCACAUCCCAACCAUCUCAAUACAAUAACGACGAUGCCAUCUUUACUGAACCUCUUCCCGCUACAAGCUCUACUCUCCCUCCUCUCGAAGAUAUCCACUCUCUCAUUAAAACGUCCAACGUGUCUCACUUGAGUACAAAAGACAUCGUCAACAGCUCAGGUAUUGCACCAGUGAUGCAAAGGAUGAGAAUUGGUGAUGUGAAGGUUGAUGUGAAGUCAAGCCAGGAAGAGAGGGAAGGUUAUGGUAUGAGCAAAUUGUGGAGGAGUGUUGGUGGAGCAGCUACAGAUUAUGUGCAAAGUAAAGGCUACAGGGAGAGCAAAAAAGCAUCUCGUCGACGUUCAUCAUCUACACAAGUCUACAUCAGCGGCCUCACAUUUAAAUCAGGUGCACGAACAUACGAGCUCAAAGACAUUGACCUAGUCAACACGUUUCUCUACAAAUUUGGUCACGUGAAAAACUACGCCCGUCAGUCCUCACAUUAUGCCUUCGUUGCCUACACGUUCGCCGAAUCGGCUGCAGCCUGCAUUGAAGAGAUGAACGGCAGGGAAUACAAACAAUUUCAAAUUGUGUGUCGCUAUGCGACUAAUCAUGUUGACUAUGCUGAUCCGGUGCCUCGGAUUGGAAGUAAAAUUCGUAUGUUGAAUGUUGAUGAGUCGGUCGAGUCUAAGGCGGUUAUGCGUGUUUUUAAACGUUUCGGGAUGCUCGAAAAUAUCGUGUUGCAUCCGUUGAAACGUACGGGUCUUCUCAUGUUUCGGGAGACGGAAGCUGCGCAAGAUGCUUUGUUACAGUUAGGGACGAAUGUGGAUGUUAGAGGUAGAAUGAUUUGUUUGAGAAUUGAGGAGGUUGAAGAGGACGAUGAGGAUGAAGAUGAGGAUGAGGAUGAGGAGGAUGGGGAUAGUGAUAUUGGAUUGGAGUAUUUAGGAGAGCAUAAGUCUGAAGUCAAAAUGACUUGGAAUAAGUUGCCUAUGCCAUCUGAGUCUGAUUCUCACAGCUCUGCAACUACCUUUAUGGAAGCAGCCAUUACGCGCUUUCUCCACAGUGGAUCAUCAGAAAUCACCAGCAUCAGCAGAGAAUUACGGAGCAUCAUCAAUACUCAAAAUCGCAUGAAACAACUUUGUUCCCUACUUUUACAAAACGGUCUUUUGAAACCUAUUGAAGUUGCUAGUUUAUGUAGAGGGCUGGUUGAAGCUCAAUUUCAACUUCAAGAUGUUGGGCAAGCACAUGGUAGUAUGAAAAAGAUUCUGCUUGCCGAACUUCAAGCAAAAUUAAUUGAUUUACUGAGUUGUGAGAACAGAACCAGGGCCAAUGAACUGAAGGGUCUUAUGAGCUUUCUUGCUCAUCUUUAUAACGAAAAGGUGUUUACAUCGUCAGUCGUAUUUGGCUGCGCAAAUCGUGUUCUGGACAGUCACACAUUAGAGGCUGUCGUGUCUGUUCAACAUCUACUGGGAGCAGCCGCAAGGCAGUUACAAUUUGAAGACAGUGUUAAGACUGACAAUCUGAAUAAGCGUGUGAUGAUCGAGAAGCAACAGGUAAUGAACUCGUCGCAGAGCACUCUAUAUGGCAAGCAUCUAUUGCCAUCGUCUACUCAUGUGGCUCCCCAGACGAGCGAAUCUCAUAGUCAGAAUGCUCGGCAGCAACUUGGAGAUCAACUUUACAAAAAAAUUCAACCGAAACAUCCCGAAAUGGCAGGGAAAAUAACAGGGAUGUUACUUGGUAGUCUGGGUGAUGACUUGCUACGUCAUCUGCUUCAGUCGCCUGAUGACUUAUCAGCAAAAGUAGCUGAAGCUGCUGAAGUUAUUCGUCAGCACACGUCGAAUAGAUAAGUUAUGAUUACAAAAGGACAAACGCUUUAGUGCUUUAAUGACUUUGCGCGCGUUAGCUUUAUGCGCGCGCUAACUUUAUGCGCGCGUUAACUUUAUGCGCGCGUUAACUUUGUGACGUCUGUUGCCAGUUAAGUUAAUGUUGCUUUGUAGUGAAUACAUGUACCAAUAAAAAGUGUUGUGGUGAGAAAAAGUCAAUUAAGUUAGAAGAAUUU